Molecule: messenger RNA, 165 nt
Organism: Sclerotinia sclerotiorum 1980 UF-70
Lineage: Eukaryota; Fungi; Ascomycota; Leotiomycetes; Helotiales; Sclerotiniaceae
Exons: 2
Coding region: 1-165 (54 amino acids)
Source: RefSeq, a predicted model, not a curated record
AUGAGUGCGAGUCAAGUUAGAGUUGCAGUACGGGCGGGAAGGGAUGAAGCCGAAGUGUAUGGGAUGGAAUGGAAUGGUAUGUGCGAGGGAGUCCAAGAAGAAAUGAGUCGAGCGGUGCAGUUGAAGGAAAAAGAUCCGAGCAAAUGCGCGAUCUCGGCCGGAUGA